Messenger RNA from Cyphellophora attinorum, 996 nucleotides. RefSeq names its product Sedoheptulose-1,7-bisphosphatase, chloroplastic. Gene Ontology annotation, biological process: fructose 1,6-bisphosphate metabolic process; gluconeogenesis; fructose metabolic process. The transcript is spliced from 2 exons. The coding region runs from base 1 to 996 and encodes 331 amino acids. Gene Ontology annotation, molecular function: fructose 1,6-bisphosphate 1-phosphatase activity. Gene Ontology annotation, cellular component: cytoplasm. Lineage: Eukaryota; Fungi; Ascomycota; Eurotiomycetes; Chaetothyriales; Cyphellophoraceae. The record is from RefSeq and is a predicted model, not a curated record.
AUGGGACAGGAGUCAGGCGCAUACAGAGCACUGGAUGCACACUUAGAUUCGAUCCUGCCACCGGAGCGGCAAACACUUGGAAACAGCGUGAUACCAACGCUGCUAAGCUCCAUAGGCUGCAUCAGCACCAUCCUUCGUCACGCCCACUCCGUCUCACAGGUCGGAAGCUCCAACGCCUUCGGGGACGAGCAGCUGAACGUAGACGUGCUUUGCGAGAAAGCAGUUCGAGACGCUCUGACCCAGUGUCCCUCCAUUGUGACCGCCAGCAGCGAAGAGGAUCCUGUUGAAAGGCCAGUACAAGGUGAGACCACGACCGAUAAGUCACAGAGCCCGCCACAACGGUCAGGAGAGACCUACACAAUCGCCUUCGAUCCGCUCGACGGCAGCUCCAUUAUUGCUGCAAACUGGACUAUUGGGACCAUUAUUGGCAUCUGGACGGUAACUCGGCUCUUCACCAAAAUCCACGCAAAGGCCAGAUCGCGGCGAUUCUUGGCGUUUGCGGACCGCGAACCGGUGCAGUUGUCGCCAUUCGUUUGCCGGAAUGGGAGGAGAAAGGUUAUCCUCAACACCGACAUCAGGUUCACCCCAGAGGCAUCCGUCAAAACCAGAUAUUUUGCGCCUGCAAACCUUCGAGCUGCAGCUUCCGACUCCAAGUACCUGGCUUUGGUCAACCAUCAUAUUAAGGAACAGUAUACCCUGCGAUACAGUGGAGGGCUCGUUCCAGAUGUGGUUCAUAUGCUCGUCAAAGGCCACGGAGUCUUCAUCAAUCCUGUGUCCAAAGCGAGUAAGCCCAAGCUGCGAAAGCUGUAUGAAUUGUUUCCGGUGGCAUUGGUGAUAGAGUGUGCAGGCGGCAAGGCCGUCAAUGCAGAUGAUGGCGAGCCUGUGCUGAAUCAGGAAGUGGCGGAUGUUGAAGAGAGAGGAGGUUUUGUCUGUGGGACAUCCGAGGAGGUCGACUUUGUGGUAAAGACGCUGGUUCGGGGUGAAUCUAUAUCCUGA